Molecule: messenger RNA, 1041 nt
Organism: Brassica oleracea var. oleracea
Lineage: Eukaryota; Viridiplantae; Streptophyta; Magnoliopsida; Brassicales; Brassicaceae
Product: RING-H2 finger protein ATL29-like
Exons: 1
Coding region: 59-952 (297 amino acids)
Source: RefSeq, a predicted model, not a curated record
UGUUCUUCUCGUGUAUGAAAAUUCUCACGGCGGAGAUAAUCAAUCUCCAGCCGCCAUAAUGCCGACAAUUCCUUCACCUUUACCGCCACAAGAACAUUACGUGACACCACCUCUCACGGUGAUCUUCACCGUAGUCUUUCUAAUAUUCAUCUUUGUCGGGUUCUUCACUCUCUAUUUCUGCAAAUGUAUUCUCGACACCAUAAUGCAAACCUGGCAUAUCCAUCACAGUGGAGAAAGAGAAGUAACAGACAAUCCCCUCCAGCCACCUGAAGCUCCUCCGGUCAAUCCUGGCCUAGACCUUAGAAUCAUAAAUUCGUUUCCUACUUUUCCUUAUUUCUCCGUUAAAGAUCUCCGGGAAGAGAAAUACGGCCUCGAAUGUGCCAUUUGUCUACUUGAAUUUGACGAAGAUCACGUGCUACGCCUCUUGACAACUUGCUACCAUGUGUUUCACCAAGAAUGCAUCGAUCUUUGGUUCGAAUCUCACAAAACUUGUCCUGUUUGUCGCCACGAUCUUGAUCCUCCUCCUCCCCCGGAAAACACCACCAAUGUUCUAUCUAACGUCGAUGAGAUGAUCAUCGAUGUAAUUCAAGAAACCAGCUACGACGGUGGCGAUCAACAUCAUCAUCAUCAGACAACGACACCGAUUGAUACUGGGACGUCUUCAGGACAAAGCAGUUGUGUAAACAAUGAAAGAUCGAGAAAAGAACAAACAUUGCCAGAAACAUUCUCGAGAUCACAUUCUACGGGACAUUCAAUAGUGAGAAACAAACCAGAGGAAGAAGAUAAGUAUACAUUAAGAUUACCAGAGCAUGUCAAGAUUAAGUUUACAAGAGGACAUAGCCAAACAAAGAGUUGUGUGACUUUUGCAGAACUUGUUAGAAACAGAAGUUAUGAUCAUCGCCGGUUUGGUGAAGUCUCCAAUCAAACGGUUGCUACACACUCGGGAGAGUAAAAGAACUUAAGAAAUUAUCAAAACCUUUUUUUUCUUGACAAAAUAGUUCUUUUAUUUUCUUCUUGUUGUAUUGAUUAUAUACUUCUUUU